AGGCUGUGGCAGCGAGCUUAUUUCAUUUCAUUUGGCGACUUGGCGUGUUUCUGAACACUCUUUUUGUAUUCUAACUCUCCGGUAUCCACUAUCCAGUGUCCAGUUGGCUAACUUUAUAUUAUCGAAUUUAUAAAAUUUUAGCAAAAUGUUUUGGGGUUUGAUUUUGGAGCCCGGAAAGCGGUACAGUACCACCGUAGACAAAGCUUUCCAUGUUUCCAUGGCGUGCUUAGACUGUUCUUCUGUUAACUCAGAUACGGAAGUGCUGUACGUUCUGUUAGAGAACGACAAACAAGAAUACAGGAUUUGCAACUUGUCGAAACGCCACUGUUUCCAAGUCAACCUGGACCUUAGCUUCAUGACCGGCGACUCGAUUGCUUUCGAAUUGAAGGGGAGUGGAAUCGUCCAUCUGUCUGGUUACAUUCUUCCUGAAGAAGACGAUGAUUUUCCCGGUGAUGAGGAUGAUGAUGAUCUUGACGAAAUUGAAGACGAAGAAGACGAAUCGAUAACCGACAAGUUGAUGCUCAAGGGCUCGAAAAAAGCUCUGGACAAAGCCAUCAGGAAUGCUACGAAGAAGCAGAAAUUAGAGGAAUCUGAUGAUGAGGACGAUGAGGAGGAUGAUGAUGAUGAUGAUUUAUCAGCAGAUGACGAUGACGAAGAUGAUGAUGAAGAGACAGAGGAAGAGGAUGAUGAUGAAGAGGAGGAGGAGGAGGAUGUGGACGAGGAGGAGGUUGUGAAAGUUGUCCAGAAGUUGAAGAAGGGUCAGCAGCAGCAGCAGCAGGCACAGGCAAAGAAGGGUGGCCAAAGCCCUGCCGCCAAGGGGGGCAAGCCCCAGGCACCCGCCUCCAAGCCCCAGACACCAGCCUCCAAGCCCCAGACACCCACCAGCAAGCCACAGACUCCGGCUGGUAAAAUGCUCAAUGGAACCAGUCCCGAUAAUCAGCAGCAGUCUGGCAAGAAGCGCAAGAGAAAGAGCAAGGGAGGAGCAGCUGAUCAGCAGCAGCAGUCAAACACACCCAAUCAGCAGAAACAGGUGCCCAAUCAGCAGCAGCAGCAGCAACAGAACAGCCAACAGAAAAACAAGGCCAAGAAACAGCGCUUGAGCAACGGACUCACGAUAAAGGACCUGAAGGUUGGCAAUGGACCAGCUGCCAAGCCUGGCCAAACGGUUUCGGUGUGGUACGAGGGUCGGCUGCAGUCGACAGGCCGCACAUUCGACUCGUGCCGGCGUGGCGGGGCGCCGUUCAAGUUCCGCCUGGGACGCAACGAGGUGAUCAAGGCCUGGGACGAGGGUGUUGCCGGCAUGAAAGUAGGCGGCCAACGCACCAUUGUUUGUCCGCCAAACCUCGCGUACGGCAGUAGAGGAGCUCCCCCCGCUAUUCCACCCAACAGUACACUUGUCUUCCAGGUGGAAUUGAAGGCAGUGCAGUGAAAAUUCCUAAAAACACUCAUCAUAAUCUGCUGUUUCAACUAUUUGGGCCAUUUUAAGUGUCGCUCACAACAAUAUUAUUUUCAAGCUGUCGAGAGAAUUUCUUUACAAUUUUGUAUCAUGUUUAGCAGUAUUUUCAGUCAUGUUCGUUUGGAAAUAGUAGUAACAUUAACUUAUCAUUCCAUCAUAAUUUUUCUAUCAUAUUUGUACUAAAUAAAAAGUUGUCUGAUGGAGAUUUUUAAUAUUUAAAUAUGAGAACAAGAACUGUUAGUGUUGUUUCAAUUAUUUUUGUUUCAUGUUCUGUCAGUACAAUAUUGAAAUAAACACUCUUAUUAUCAGUCAUUACUAUGUUCAUAUUACAGUCAUAUUGUUCUUACUAUGCUUGAAUGUGAAAUAUUUCAAGUGGUGGAAAAUGACCUUCAUCAAAGGUUUGUCAGCUUUAUAGGUUUACUAUUUCUUCUGAAAUAAUUUUUUUUGCCACUAGAACUACUAUACUGUGCUAAAUGGUGGAUUAACUUGAUAUUUGUCAUAUUUUGUUCUUACUAUGCUUACUUGAAAAAUAUUUCAAGUUUUGGAAAGUGAGCUUCUUCAUCAGAGGGGCUGAUAUCAGCUUUAUUUAUAGGCUCCCUAUUUCUUCUGAACAUACAUAUUUUUUCCACUAGAAUAUUGUGAUAAAUGAUUGAUAUUUUAUUAUUGCUGACAUGUCGAUUCUGCAACUGUUUCCAUAGCUGUUCAGCUAUGAUAUUGGAUUGAAUAGAUUUUUUUAUUGUAUCACGAAGCUACUUUUUAUAUUUGUAAUAAUUUUUCAAUUAGACACUCAAUUUACAAUUCAAAACACAGAAAAAAAACUUGAAUAUUUGCUACACUUCUGAACUAUUAAUAUUGUAUGGCGUUAAAGACUGUUAUAUCUAAUGUUAUAUUUGAAAUAUCGGACAGUUGAUUAAGUUUUGGAUUAGUUGAUUUUCAAAAUUGAUUUGUGUUACAGUUCAUUCUUGUUUCGGUUAAUAAUAAUGCUGGUAAAGUUUCUUCCUUAUAGUUUUAGAGUUCUUUUUAUAAUGAUGUUUUCUAGAUUUUAAGACUAUCUUGUUAAGAGAUGCUGUUGUACCAUGAUGAGCACAUGUUACAUUGUGUAAAUAUAAGCUAAUUUCGAAAAA
Messenger RNA from Nilaparvata lugens (brown planthopper), 2580 nucleotides. RefSeq names its product 46 kDa FK506-binding nuclear protein (gene Fkbp39). Gene Ontology annotation, molecular function: peptidyl-prolyl cis-trans isomerase activity; macrolide binding. The record is from RefSeq and is a predicted model, not a curated record. Gene Ontology annotation, cellular component: nucleolus; chromatin. Bases 146 to 1429 code for a protein of 427 amino acids. NCBI's taxonomy places the organism in Eukaryota, Metazoa, Arthropoda, Insecta, Hemiptera, Delphacidae. The transcript has 10 exons.